CGCGGCUCCCGGCACGGACCCCUGCGUUUGUUUACGUCUAGGGGAGCGCCCCGGUGCUACCCGCAAACCCCGUAACUGCCCCGCUCUUUUGUGUGCCUGCGCGAGUGGCGCGGACCUGCCCCUCCGCGGCUGGGGAACCCCGCGGGGGUGCUUUGGGGAAACUUGGCUGGGGUGGGCGCCCCGGACGCAGUGCCGGUGGGUCGCGGAUCCUGGGACCGCCUGGCGGGCGUGGGUGCAGGAGUAGCGGGAGGAGGGCUGGAACUUUCCCCGAGUUCAGGCCCCGCGCUGCGCUCGGGCGCGCCGGCUGCCCUGGUGGGGGGCGCUUUCUCCCCGCCGCGGGUCCGGUAGGCCCUCGCCGUGGGCCCGGGAGCUCGGGCGGUCCCCAGUGACCUGUCGCCCGCUCCCCUCCGGCCUCUCCUCUGAGGUCCUGCCCGCUCUGCUGGGUCUGUGGGUGCAAUGGAGCGCGCGGCGGGACCGCUCCGAGAUGCUUUCCCGGGUCGGGUUCUCGAAAGCAAAGCCCGUGGGGCCCCUGUGGUCUGUGGCGUGCCAGGCGGUGGUUCGCGCGCCGAGCCCCGGUCGCCGUGCGGGGAUCGUGUCGGGGCUCCCCAUCCCGUGCCUAAGCUGCCGCCGUGUCCAGGGGGCGCGUUCCUGCCUGCCACCCCUCACCCAGAGGAGCGACGCGCCCUCGGGGUCCGUCCCGCACGUGCCAGCCUCGCGCUCGCUGCUUCUGGACAGCCCCGGGACUCUGCCAGGUGGAUGUUGUGCGUAGCCGGAGCCAAGUUGAAGAGAGAACUCGAUGCCACCGCAACAGUAUUGGCAAACCGGCAAGAUGAAAGCGAGCAGUCCAGAAAGCGGCUUAUCGAGCAGAGCCGAGAGUUCAAGAAGAACACUCCAGAGGAUUUGCGUAAGCAGGUAGCACCGCUGCUGAAGAGCUUCCAAGGGGAGAUUGAUGCACUGAGUAAAAGAAGCAAAGAAGCCGAGGCAGCCUUCUUGAAUGUCUACAAAAGAUUGAUUGAUGUUCCAGACCCAGCGCCAGCUCUGGAUCUCGGGCAGCAGCUCCAGCUCAAAGUGCAGCGCCUGCACGACAUCGAAACAGAGAACCAGAAACUUAGGGAAACUCUUGAAGAGUACAACAAGGAAUUCGCAGAGGUGAAAAAUCAAGAGGUUACGAUAAAAGCACUUAAAGAGAAAAUCCGAGAAUAUGAACAGACUCUGAAGAACCAAGCAGAGACUAUAGCUCUCGAAAAGGAACAAAAGUUACAAAAUGACUUUGCAGAAAAGGAGAGGAAGCUGCAAGAGACCCAGAUGUCUACCACCUCGAAGCUGCAGGAGGCGGAACAUAAGGUUCAAACUCUGCAAACAGCCCUGGAAAAAACUCGAACAGAAUUAUUCGACCUGAAAACCAAAUAUGAUGAAGAAACUACUGCAAAGGCUGACGAGAUUGAAAUGAUCAUGACGGACCUCGAAAGAGCAAACCAGAGGGCAGAGGUGGCGCAGAGAGAGGCAGAGACCCUCAAGGAGCAGCUCUCGUCAGCCAACCACUCUCUCCAGCUGGCCUCGCAGAUCCAGAAGGCUCCGGAUGUGGAGCAGGCCAUAGAGGUGCUGACCCGUUCCAGCCUGGAAGUUGAGUUGGCCGCCAAGGAGCGGGAGAUCGCCCAGCUAGUAGAGGACGUGCAGAGACUCCAGGCCAGCCUCACCAAGCUGCGUGAGAACUCAGCCAGUCAAAUCUCCCAGCUCGAGCAGCAGCUGAGUGCCAAGAACAGCACGCUCAAGCAACUGGAAGAAAAACUCAAAGGCCAGGCUGACUAUGAAGAGGUGAAGAAAGAGCUGAAUAUUCUGAAGUCCAUGGAGUUUGCGCCAUCGGAGGGAGCUGGGACACAGGACGCAGCCAAGCCUCUGGAGGUGCUGCUGCUGGAGAAGAACCGCUCACUGCAGUCCGAGAACACUGCGCUGCGCAUCUCCAAUAGCGACCUGAGCGGGUCAGCCAGGAGAAAAGGGAAAGACCAGCCUGAGAGUCGGCGCCCUGGACCUUUGCCGGCCUCCCCUCCUUCUCAGUUGCCCCGCAACACAGGGGAGCAGGUUUCCAAUACUAAUGGUACACACCAGUUCUCACCAGCGGGGUUAAGUCAAGACUUUUUCAGCACAUCCCUGGCAAGCCCCAGCCUCCCCCUGGCUUCUACAGGAAAAUUUGCACUAAACUCUCUCCUCCAACGACAACUAAUGCAGUCCUUCUACUCCAAGGCCAUGCAGGAAGCAGGAAGCACAAGCAUGAUUUUUUCAACAGGUCCAUACAGCACAAACUCCAUAUCUUCCCCAAGUCCAUUACAACAAAGCCCAGAUGUAAAUGGCAUGGCCCCAUCUCCCAGCCAGUCAGAGAGUGCUGGGAGCAUCUCCGAGGGCGAGGAGAUAGACACUGCAGAAAUCGCCCGGCAGGUCAAAGAGCAGUUGAUCAAGCACAAUAUUGGACAGCGCAUUUUCGGACAUUAUGUCUUGGGACUGUCUCAAGGGUCUGUGAGCGAGAUUCUGGCCCGGCCCAAGCCAUGGAAUAAACUGACCGUGCGUGGCAAGGAGCCCUUUCACAAGAUGAAGCAGUUCCUCUCGGAUGAGCAGAACAUCCUGGCCCUGCGCAGCAUCCAAGGCAGACAAAGAGAGAAUCCAGGCCAGAGCCUGAACAGACUAUUUCAGGAAGUACCGAAACGAAGAAGUGGGUCUGAAGGUAACAUCACCACCCGGAUCCGAGCCUCAGAGACUGGUUCCGAUGAAGCAAUCAAGUCCAUCCUGGAACAAGCCAAAAGGGAGCUCCAAGUGCAGAAAACUGCAGAGCCAGCCCAGCCUUCGUCCACAUCCAGCAGCGGCAACUCCGACGACGCCAUCCGCUCCAUCCUGCAGCAAGCCCGCCGAGAAAUGGAGGCCCAGCAGGCCGCCCUUGACCCUGCCUUAAAACCAUCACCUCUGUCCCAGACGGACAUUGCCAUCCUGACCCCCAAGUUACUGUCCACCUCGCCCAUGUCCACCGUGUCCAGCUACUCUCCUCUCACUGUCUCCCUGAAGAAGCCCCCUGCAGCUCCCGAAGCCAGUGCAUCUGCUCUGCCCAACCCCCCGGCCCUCAAAAAGGAGGUCCAGGAGGCCCCCGCGCUAGACCCCCAGGGUGCAGCUGAUGCCACGCAGGGGGUUCUGAGACAUGUGAAAAAUGAGCUGGGCCGCAGCGGCGUCUGGAAGGACCACUGGUGGAGCACAGUCCAGCCAGAGAGGAGGAAUGCCGCAGCUUCCGAGGAGGCCAAGGUCGAAGAAGCCAGUGGUGGGAAAGAGAAGGGUGGCGGCAGCCAGCCACGGGCCGAGCGCAGCCAGCUCCAGGGACCCUCAUCAUCCGAGUACUGGAAAGAGUGGCCCAACGCCGAGUCCCCAUACUCCCAGAGCUCGGAACUGAGUCUGACCGGAGCCAGUCGCAGCGAGACACCCCAGAACAGCCCUCUGCCUUCCUCCCCUAUCGUGCCCAUGGCAAAGCCUACCAAGCCUUCAGUCCCUCCACUGACCCCCGAGCAGUAUGAGAUCUACAUGUACCAGGAAGUGGACACCAUCGAGCUCACCCGGCAGGUUAAGGAGAAGCUGGCCAAGAAUGGCAUCUGUCAGAGGAUCUUCGGGGAAAAGGUUCUGGGCCUGUCCCAGGGCAGUGUCAGUGACAUGCUGUCCAGGCCGAAGCCAUGGAGCAAGCUGACCCAGAAAGGCCGAGAACCCUUCAUCCGGAUGCAGCUCUGGCUGAACGGCGAGCUGGGCCAGGGUGUCUUGCCCGUCCAAGGGCAGCAGCAAGGGCCAGUCCUCCAUUCCGUGACAUCACUACAGGACCCCCUACAGCAGGGCUGUGUGAGCUCAGAAAGCACUCCAAAGACCUCCGCCAGCUGCAGCCCCGCCCCCGAGUCCCCAAUGAGUUCCAGUGAAUCCGUGAAAAGCUUGACGGAGCUGGUCCAGCAGCCCUGUCCCCCCAUUGACACGAGUAAGGAUGGCAAGCCUCCAGAGCCCAGCGACCCUCCGGCCUCCGACUCCCAGCCCGCAACCCCGCUGCCUCUCUCAGGACACUCGGCCCUCAGCAUUCAAGAACUAGUGGCCAUGUCACCAGAGCUGGACACCUACGGCAUAACCAAGCGGGUCAAGGAGGUGCUGACAGACAACAACCUUGGUCAGCGGUUAUUUGGGGAGACCAUCUUAGGGCUCACCCAGGGCUCCGUUUCCGACCUCCUUGCCCGCCCGAAGCCCUGGCAUAAGCUCAGUCUGAAGGGACGGGAGCCCUUUGUCCGGAUGCAGCUGUGGCUGAAUGACCCUAACAACGUGGAGAAGCUGAUGGACAUGAAACGGAUGGAGAAGAAAGCCUACAUGAAGCGGCGGCACAGCUCAGUCAGUGACAGCCAGCCCUGCGAGCCCCCCUCCGUUGGCAUUGACUACAGCCAGGGCGCCAGCCCCCAGCCCCAGCACCAGCUGAAGAAGCCGCGGGUGGUGCUGGCUCCUGAAGAGAAAGAAGCUCUGAAACGAGCCUAUCAGCAAAAGCCAUACCCGUCACCAAAAACCAUCGAAGAACUCGCCACCCAGCUCAACUUGAAAACCAGCACUGUCAUCAACUGGUUCCACAAUUACAGGUCUCGGAUCCGCAGAGAACUGUUCAUUGAGGAAAUUCAGGCCGGAAGCCAGGGCCAGGCCGGCGCCAGCGACUCGCCGUCGGCCCGAAGCGGCCGGGCAGCGCCCAGCUCGGAGGGCGACAGCUGCGACGGCGUGGAGGCCGCCGAGGGCCCGGGCGCCGCCGAAGCCGAGGAGUCGGGCGGCCCUGCGGCCGCCGCCAAGUCUCAGGGAGGGCCGGUCGAAGCGGAGCGCGAGGAGGCGCCGCGGCCGGCGGAGAAGGCGGAGCCGCCGCCCUCGGGGACCCCAGGCUCGGACGACGCUGACGACCGGGGCCGGCCCGGGCCACCCGCCGAGGCCCCCGCCGACGACGGCCCGGGGCCCGUGCCAAACCCCGCCACCGCGCCUGCGGCCGGGGAGGACGCCGCUACCUCAGCCGCCCCGCCCGGGGAGGGCGCCCCGAGGAGUUCCGCGUCUCCCAGCACCAGCGCGCCCGCGCCCGCCCGCAGGCCCAGCUCGCUGCAGAGCCUCUUCGGCCUCCCCGAGGCGGCGGGCGCCCGGGACUCGCGGGACAACCCCUUGAGGAAGAAGAAGGCCGCGAACUUGAACAGCAUAAUCCACCGCCUCGAGAAGGCCGCCAGCCGGGAGGAGCCCAUCGAAUGGGAGUUCUGAGGGCGCCGCCCGCCCGCCCCAGCCGGCUGAGCAGCUCCGUGCGGCUCCGUCCCGCUCCGCUCCGCGCCGGAGUCUCAAGGGGCCGGGCGGAGUCUCGUGGGGCUGGGCGGAGUCUCGCGGGCAGGGGCGGCGCCGACUCUAGCACGGACCGAGUUGCGCACUUACCGCCCUGCGGGCCACAGGGCAAAAUCGCCAUAGGCCAAGGUGCAUAUAGAAACAAAGGAGCAUUAAGCCCAAUCUAUGUCGUGUUUUCAAGGAAGAAAACGGAAAUGUGUAGUCGAGCUUUUUUGUACCCUGAAGUGUUUUUUUUAUUGCCCUAAGUGGUUUCCACAGGUUCUGGAAUAACUCUUACAGCUUUGCCUUGCGCCCUCCUCUUUCGUGUGGGCUUAAAAAAAAAUCAAACCCACAUAUUAAAAGGGGGCUUUUUAUCUGCCAUCUAAUGGCUUCAGAGCGAUAAUACACUAUUAUCUUCUUAAACCAGGAAAAAGGGGGGGGGAGAUUUUUCAGAAAAAAAAAUUUAAAAAGAAAGUUUUUGUAGCUGUUCAGUUGCCACUAAGAGAUUGCACAGUCAAACCGACUCUAAACACACUAGUUUGGAUUCCUAAAUAUUUUCAAGAAAAGAAUCUUCUCGUUUGAAACUUUGAAUUAAAAUAAAACACAUUUACUCCACAUAUUUUUUAACAAAAAGAAAAGUCACAUCAGGAAAAUAUCUGAUUUUGUGGUAGCUGGCGUAGUGUUUUCUUGUAAGUGAAUAGAAUUCUGACAUGUAGUGCACAUUGAUCCAUAGCUUUAACUGACUCUGGGCUUUUGCUGACCAGGGUUUGUUUAAUACACUCCAUUCUAGGCCAAAUCAGGACAAAAAGAAAAGAUCCGAAUCUAGGUAUUUUAUAAUCUGCUUUUUAACCUCUAACCGCAGAGCACGCUGAUCAGACCUCAUAUCUCGGAGGUUUAGGAGACAAGUUAGAACUGUAGCAUGUACACGUUCAUUUUGUUUAAUUUAUGGUGUCUACGUCUGUGUUCGUGCGUCUGCACGUCUGCGAGCAUUGAAAGGAGGAAAGAGUAGGCCGGCAAGGUCACAGCAGGCAGUUCUGGGGCCAGAUGGUCCCCGGCCCAUGUAGACAGCAGUCUACAGGUCUUUCCUUGGCACAGAAGGCACCUCACCUCACACCACUCUCCUGGGCGCCUGAUGGACUGAGUCCUCCCAGGGGAAGAGGCUCCCUGGGCCUGGGCAGGGCUCGCACGCACUCUCUCUUUCUCUUUCUUCCCACCACAAGCACUGAUGACCCUGAUGAACUCGUGGGAAGCCUCCUUCCCUGCAGAAGAGAGAACGUGGCAGUCUGGGCUCCGCUCCCACCCCCGUAGAGAUGGCCCAAACUCACACCAAAACGUUGAUGCUCUUCACUUCCAGACCAGACCAUUUGCCCUUCAUUCAUUUCUCCUCUUGGAAAGUUCUUUUAUGCACAGUUUAGGGCAGUCUAAGUAUAAAUCAGAAGUCUAACUUGUCUCUGAUUCCUCCUGUUGUCUAUGUGUAUAUGCGUGAGAAUAGAGGUGGGUGAGCGUGUGCGUGUGUGCGUGUGUGCAAUUUUAUACGUCUGUGUAUUUUCUUAAGUACCUGUGCACACAUAGAGUGCAUUACUGCCACCUUUUUUCAAUAAGCUGUUUUAUCAGUUAUGGCUUCUACAAGUUUGCUAAUUUAGACUCCUUUAUUGCCAUAUCUUUAAACUAACAAUAGAUGAUUUCGGUAUAUAUAUAUAUUUUUUUUUUGCUUAUUUAUAGGUGCUGUAUUUUAUUAUCUGAUUGUUAGGAAGGGAUGAAAGGGGCAAAUAUUCUUUAGAGGGAUAGACUGCCGGCAGUAUUGGGUAUAAUUUACAAGAUGUAGUUGUCAUACUGUAUAUUACUGAUUGAAAACUUUUUGACCGUAUUGUGUAUCAUUGGAACCUUUGUCUUAGGUCAACAUCUUUGGAUGACAUUUUAAU
This is a messenger RNA of Cynocephalus volans (Philippine flying lemur), 7253 nucleotides long. RefSeq names its product cut like homeobox 1 (gene CUX1). Gene Ontology annotation, molecular function: RNA polymerase II transcription regulatory region sequence-specific DNA binding; DNA-binding transcription factor activity, RNA polymerase II-specific. Gene Ontology annotation, cellular component: Golgi membrane; nucleus. The transcript has 24 exons. Lineage: Eukaryota; Metazoa; Chordata; Mammalia; Dermoptera; Cynocephalidae. Bases 457 to 5277 code for a protein of 1606 amino acids. Gene Ontology annotation, biological process: regulation of transcription by RNA polymerase II; intra-Golgi vesicle-mediated transport. The record is from RefSeq and is a predicted model, not a curated record.